AGUUGUGCAAUACUAUUAUAAAAGAACAUAAUCUCGUGGUGCUUCUUUAUAUCUAUUACUCAUGAAAACUGGCAAAACAUGUCAAACACUUUGAGUAUAAUUACAUUCGUUUUCUUUAUUUACGAGAUAAAUGGAAUUUUAGGUAGAGAAAAUUGUAAUGAAAAUGAAGUGUAUUUGGUUGACAAAUGCGAACCAACUUGCGAUAAUAUUUUCGAAUUACCAUGUUCUAACGGCAAUAAAUUUACUGGAUGUUUUUGUAAAGAAGAUUUUAUAAGAAGCGGUACACAAUGUAUAUCAGUAGAGGAGUGUAGUGCCCGAAUCUGUACGAGAUCCAACACUGAAUUGAAUUUUGAAGGUCGAUUAACUCGAUGUAACGAUGAUGGAACUACGCGUACUUUUACAUACCCUCUUGGAUAUUUUCCUAUGUGUUCAUGUAAAAUAGGAUAUGCAUCUAAGAAUAAGAUUUGUAUUCCCGAAUCUGAUUGUGGGAAUGUUGUAUAGAAACUAUAAAAGAAGAAAGUGAAAGUUUUGCAUAUUAAAAAUAGCUUUAACAUUUAAAAAAAAAA
Centruroides sculpturatus (bark scorpion) is the source of this 566-nucleotide messenger RNA. RefSeq lists its product as uncharacterized. The record is from RefSeq and is a predicted model, not a curated record. The transcript has 5 exons. Bases 79 to 501 code for a protein of 140 amino acids. Lineage: Eukaryota; Metazoa; Arthropoda; Arachnida; Scorpiones; Buthidae.